Molecule: messenger RNA, 1211 nt
Organism: Danio aesculapii
Lineage: Eukaryota; Metazoa; Chordata; Actinopteri; Cypriniformes; Danionidae
Product: solute carrier family 66 member 2
Exons: 7
Coding region: 377-1102 (241 amino acids)
Biological process (GO): retrograde transport, endosome to Golgi; phospholipid translocation
Cellular component (GO): endosome; trans-Golgi network
Source: RefSeq, a predicted model, not a curated record
GCAUUUCACUCGCACUCACAAAAAUGCAGUCGUGUUGUCAAUUACAACCAGCGACAAGUUACAGCAGGAUGGGUCAGAAUGCAUUUACAUGGCCCGGUGAAAGCAGCGCGCGGACAAGCCCACAGCUGCAAACUGCAUCAGCCUGAUUUAGACUUCUAGAUGAUGGCAAGAUGAGACAGCAAAUGCUCACGAGAGUGUGAGUGUUGCUGCUGUUAUAGUUGUCAAACAAGUCUCCGCCCGACACAAGCUCCUCUGACGACAGCUUGACGCACUCAGAUUGCCAGAUUGAAGGCACAAAAGGGAGGAGGGUGCCUGACAAUCAAGCCUUACACUGGAAUGGAAGUAUAAAAGACGGUGUUUUCUUGAGGACUGAGCGAUGGAGCAGGGGUCAGAGGAGAGCAUGGAGAGCUCAUGGACACUGUUGUCCUGGAUGGCCUCUGGCGUGAUGGUUUUUGGGGGCGCGGUGCCGUAUGUCCCGCAGUACCAGGAGAUCCAGAGGACCAGCAAUGCAGAGGGAUUCUCAACAAGAGUCUGUCUGGUGCUGCUCGUCGCUAAUAUACUCCGCAUUUUCUUCUGGAUAGGCAAACAGUUUGAGCUGCCUUUGCUUCUGCAGAGUGUGGUGAUGAUUCUCACCAUGUUGGCGAUGCUGCAUUUGUGCUGUUCAAUCCAGAGCAGCAACCGCGUCAGUACCAAACAGCACCACAUCACAGAUUUGGACCUUCGGUAUUUCUGGAGCUGGAGUUCUUUUGAGGAUUAUCUGAUGUUUUGCUUCGCCUUUACACUGCUGUGCGCUUUCAUAACGUUCCUCUUUUUGGAUUGGCUGCUGUUUGUGGAGGCCCUGGGCUCUCUGGCUGUAAUGUUUGAAGCCAUGUUGGGUCUUCCUCAGCUGCUGCAGAACUACAACCACCGCUCCACUCGAGGCAUGAGCGUAAAGAUGGUGCUUUUAUGGACUGCCGGUGACGUCUUUAAGACCACAUAUUUUGUGAUCAAUGAAAGCCCUGCCCAGUUCCUGGUUUGUGGUGCGGUGCAGAUUUUAAUUGACAUUGCUAUCCUGCUCCAGGUGGGCUACUAUGGCCAGGACUCCAGAAUCAAACUUGGCUAAACGAAGUGUGAUAAUCAUGGUCAUCAACUCUCCUAAAAGGGCAUUAUACAUGAUGUAUAUGAAACUUUAUGGGAUUUUUUAUAGUAAAAAUACAAAGUGGGAUUCAAAG